AAAACAGCACGGCUAACGUUGGAAGGUACGCGGCACUUGCCAGGUACAUGGUUUAGUCCGCGUCUUCGUUUGGUGGAGAGCAAUAUAACGGGCUGUUUGUCUGGAUUACAGUUGGAUGUUUUUUGCUUUGGUAUCAACUUUCUAAACGACAAAACGGUUUUUGUGAGCUGCUUUGCUUUUCAUAGUUGAAAAAACGUAAUCAUGUUUGAGACAAGUCAAGAUAACCUGCUGCUGUUCCCCUCGGAAGGCCAGACUAAUCUAGUCUUCCCUGAAGAGGGAUUAGGCAAUGGGACCAUAUCUCUUGCUGAAGCUUUGCUUCCCUUAGUUGAGUUUCCGUCUCCUAUGACCCCCUGGCUUUGCUCCACCCGCUACAAGACUGAACUGUGCAGCCGCUAUGCUGAAACGGGUACCUGCAAGUAUGCCGAACGCUGCCAGUUUGCUCACGGCCUUCAUGAUCUUCAUGUACCUUCUCGCCACCCCAAGUAUAAAACCGAGCUGUGUCGUACCUACCACACUGCUGGAUACUGCGUUUAUGGCACACGCUGUCUAUUUGUGCACAACCUUAAAGAGCAGAGGCCUGUCCGUCCUCGAUGCAGAAACGUACCAUGUCGUACAUUUCGUGCGUUUGGUGUUUGUCCCUUUGGCACCAGGUGCCACUUUCUGCAUGUUGAGGGUGGCUCAGAAUCUGACAGCGUGGAGGAUGAGAGAACCUGGCAACCCCCAUCAAAUGCCCAAGAGUGGAAACCACGUGGUGCCCUCUGUCGUACAUUUAGUGCUUUUGGAUUCUGUCUCUAUGGCACCCGUUGCCGGUUCCAGCAUGGGCUCCCCAAUUCAAUCAAGGGUCUCGCCUCUAACAACACACCCUGGCCUCACCAAAUGCUAAAUGGAGGAUCUCUUUCGCCUGCCUCAGACACAUGUUCCUCACCAUCUCCACCUUCUUCAUCGCCUCCAUCUGCACUGGCCUCACCCGUGUACCCUGAUGGCUCAGGUCCGAUCACCCCUCCUUCAGCAGAUGCAGUGGCCAACAAUGCCUUUACAUUCAGCAGUCAGCAUUUAAAUGACCUGCUGCUGCCACUGGCCUUUAGGCUCCAGCAGUUGGAGAAAGCUGGCAAAGUUGGCACACAGGAGGAGCCGCUGUUGUCAUAAGACCUCUGGCAUGGCAAAGGUCCCUGAAAUUCUAACCACCUGCCAUGAACGUUUACUACCAAGCCUUAAUGGCUAUAAGCUUUAACGCUGACUGUACUGUGCGGAACCCAUCCUUAACCUUUGUUUUUACUACUAAAUGUGUAUAUGGUGUCUGCAGCCUUUUUGCUUUUAACUGCCUCUUAAGAGUAAGUCUCAAGGUUUGAUUUAAGUCUGUCCUGUACUUCUGAAUUGGGCCACUUAUAUUUGACAGACUGAACGAGAACCUUAUGUAAAUUUGAGACUAUUUUAGUGUUGUGUAUUUAUGGCUUGCGAUAUGAAUGUCUAACAUAUGGAUUUUUAAAACUUAAUGAGUGUAAAUUAUUUUAUGGAGUGUCCGCAUCCUUACAACUUAAUAAA
Molecule: messenger RNA, 1542 nt
Organism: Paramisgurnus dabryanus
Lineage: Eukaryota; Metazoa; Chordata; Actinopteri; Cypriniformes; Cobitidae
Source: RefSeq, a predicted model, not a curated record